Molecule: messenger RNA, 1086 nt
Organism: Prunus mume (Japanese apricot)
Lineage: Eukaryota; Viridiplantae; Streptophyta; Magnoliopsida; Rosales; Rosaceae
Source: RefSeq, a predicted model, not a curated record
CAUAUCAAAGCAAUAUAGCUUUCUCUCUCUCUCUCUAUAUAUCACUCUCCAUCUGAAUAUUUCUCCUCUCUUUUUACUCAUUUCCAAAUAAAUGGCUUCCUUUAAAUCAUCUCUUUCAUUUAUACUACUGAUUGCUCUUCUUGCUGCUAGCUUUAUGGUGGUUGCCAAUGCUGGUAACUUCAACCAGGACUUUCAGAUAACAUGGGGAGACGGUCGAGCUAAGAUUCUCAACAAUGGCGAGCUUCUUACUCUCUUACUUGACAAAGCCUCUGGCUCUGGCUUUCAAUCCAAAAAUGAAUAUUUGUUUGGCAAGAUUGAUAUGCAGCUCAAGCUUGUCCCUGGAAAUUCUGCUGGCACUGUCACAGCCUACUAUUUAUCCUCAAAAGGGUCAACCUGGGAUGAGAUAGAUUUUGAGUUCUUGGGGAACUUGAGUGGUGAUCCUUACAUUCUUCACACCAAUGUCUUCAGCCAAGGCAAAGGAAACAGAGAGCAACAAUUCUAUCUCUGGUUUGACCCAACUGCUGAUUUCCACACCUAUUCAAUUCUUUGGAACCCACAGCGCAUUGUCUUCUCUGUAGAUGGCACUCCCAUCAGAGAGUUCAAGAACCAAGAAUCCAACGGUGUUCCGUUCCCAAAGAACCAACCAAUGAGGAUCUACUCAAGCCUUUGGAAUGCAGAUGAUUGGGCCACAAGGGGUGGGCUUAUCAAAACAGAUUGGAGCAGAGCUCCUUUCACUGCUUCCUACAGGAACUUCAAUGCCAACAAUGCUUGUGUUUCAUCAAAUGGAGCUUCUUCAUGCAGCUCAUCAACUAGCAACGCAUGGCUCUCAGAAGAGCUUGAUUUAACGAGGCAGGAGAGGCUGAGAUGGGUGCAGAAAAACUACAUGAUCUAUAAUUACUGCACUGACGCUAAGCGAUUUCCCCAGGGCCUCCCUACAGAAUGCAAGUCAUAAAUGGCUUAAAUUAAACCCAUGUUUUAAUUCUUUAAUCUAAAAUUCUUUUGUUCUUUUUCCAUGCGUACCUUAUUCAGUGUAUUUUUUGUUGUAAUAUAACUUCACGUUCUAAUAAUAUAUACCCUUCCUCAUCC